UGGCUGGAAAGAAAACCUGCAGUGUCUCGGCCCUCCAUGGCACGAGUUGGACACCCCUGGGUUAAAGCCAUAGCCGUCUCUUAUGUCCCUGCAGUGAUCCAGUAGCCUGCACAUUGCAGAUGAGCAAUGUGGUGUAAAGAAAGAAUAAUCGGAGUGUGGUGACUAUACCGGUCUUAUUUUAUGUCUAGAUGGCUGUAGUGUUAAAAAGCGCAUUUAGAAAGUCAUAAACGGGUUUUCUAUGCUCUAACUACGAAAAUAUUCCACUUAUUAAUAUUGAAUCCUACUUUUCACUUAUCGUUUGGGACCAAUUAACCGCCAUAAACGAAGGACACAUGUACACUCAAAACAUGUUAAUUAAACUUACAGAAAGUUAUGUGAUGUCUUUGAACGCAACCCUUCAUGGCUCAUGUGCUAAUGUGAUUCCAAUGUUGUGCUACUAUUAAAAAGACUAGCGUAAGGCAAAUACAUAUUUAUACAUGUGUGCUACCUUUUAGCUUGAUUUAAAUUCUCAGUUCAUUUGGAGCUGUUAAUACAUACAAAUAUACUACAUACCGUAUAAUUGUGUCCUGUCAUUUAUCUUUCUGUUCAUAAAAUACAAAAGUUGGCAUAUUUCACACAUAGUGGCAGAUGGUGAUUAAUCAUUAAUUCAUUUGCAAACUGUGAUUAAUUUGAUUAACAUUAUUAAUCAUUUGACAGCACUAGAAAUAAUUGCUAGAUAAUUACUUUUGCAAGAACGAUGAAAACCAGGCCAUUUUCACCACUUUAAAACAAUCAAACUCAGGAUGUGCAGGACACGACGUGAAAACAGGGCGUGUCCUGGGAAAACAGGACGUUAAAACAAAAGUAAAUAAAGAGAAUACGACAAUUCAGCUCUACAAUUUCUUCAAUGAAUUAAUAUAAAACAAGUUGGGAAAAUAUCGGGUUUCAAGCCUUAAAAUUGGUAUGGAAAGCCUGACAUGGAGUAUUUGUCACAAUAGUAAAAAUACUAAUAAGACACUCAAUAAAUGUCACUGUUUCAAUUAUUGAAAUGUACAUGUUCUUUCCUUCAACUGAAAGUACACUUGGCAAAUGCAUAGGGACAUCUGGUGGAUAUUCGUCGCAAGAGCGGAAAGCCCAAACAAGCUCCAAAGUAAAACUCGUUUGUCCUUGAAAUUAGUGUUAAAAUUAGUACUCACCACACACACGCCUCGACACAUUUUGCUACUUCCAAGCUGAAAAUUAAUACUUCAUUUGAUUGAUGUUUGAAUUUGAAUUUGAACUACCUUAUUAACGUCAGUAUGCUAGUGUGACACGAGUUGUAGUAAUGGGAAACUCGAUUCAUUUUACUGACUCGAGUUGUUAUGAAUUACUCAAUAAAGUGACUCGGUUACUUGAUCCAGGACGGCUUUGAGUAGUUGAACGAGUUAAUGGAGCAUAGUGCCCGCGAGUCGCGAUUUAGAAAAAAUCUCGCGAAGUUUGAACGACUUGUUCAUCACUCGCGCAUCUAAACAGCAGUGAUGGCGGUGCUGCUCGGCUUCCUUGCAGUAGUCGUUGCUUGUUACUUGUUUAUUUACUAUGGCGUGUUCAGGGGGGCGAGGAUCUUCAACCCAUUGAAGCUGAACGGGAAGACGGUCAUCGUGACAGGAAGCAACACGGGUAUUGGGAAGGCCACAGCUUUGGAAGUGGCCAACAGAGGAGCUCGAGUUAUUCUAGCCUGCCGUAACAAGGAGAAAGCUGAGGCUGCUGUCUUUGACAUCCGCAGAGAGAGUGGGAAUGCUCAGAUUGUGUUCAUGCACUUGGAUCUGGCAAGCUUGAAGUCCGUACGCAGCUUUGUGGAGACCUUCUUGACAUCUGAGCCCAGAUUGGACAUUCUUAUCAACAACGCAGCUCAUAUGGGUCCUGGGCACACGGAGGAUGGUUUCGGCAUGGCAUUUGGGGUCAACCACCUGGGCCACUUUCUGCUCACCAACCUUCUCCUGAAGCGAAUGCAGCAGUGCGGACCCGGUCGCAUCAUCAACGUGGCCGCUCUCUUGCACCGCCUCGGCAACAUCGAUUUCUCCCUCGUGGCUUCCAAAAAGGAUUUGGUGCCAGGCCAGUCAGCCUGGCAAAACUUGCAGGCGUACUGCAACAGCAAGCUGUGUAAUGUGCUGUUUACCAGAGAGCUGGCUAACAGGUUGGAGGGGUCAAGUGUCACCUGCUACAGCCUCCACCCAGGGGUUAUCAACACAGAAUUGUGUCGCAAUAUGAGCUGGUGGCAGCAGUUUUUGCUGAUGCCCUUUGCAAAGAUCUUCUUUCUGGACCCAGAGGGCGGCGCCCAGUGCACCCUUUACUGUGCCCUCCAAGAGGGCAUUGAGACUCUGAGCGGACGCUAUUUUUCCAACUGUGCCCUGCAACAGUUGGGACGCAAAGGGCGAGAUGAUGCCCUGGCAAAAAAACUGUGGGAGGUGAGUGAGAGAUUAACAGGUUUGUCGUGAUAAAGCUAUUUGUCAGACAAUCUGACAUUCGCUUCAAUGCUUCAUUCAAUACUGUUUUGGAAGCAGUUGAUUUUUUAAAUAAAGAUGUUGAAGUCGAAGUUGUGUUUGUGUGUUCUAUGUAAUUACAUUUUUUCUAAUUGCUGUCAUGGACACGGUUACAAUUCUACUUUAGUCCAAAAAAUGAUG
Dunckerocampus dactyliophorus (ringed pipefish) is the source of this 2639-nucleotide messenger RNA. RefSeq names its product dehydrogenase/reductase SDR family member 13-like. The transcript has 5 exons. Bases 1497 to 2453 code for a protein of 318 amino acids. The record is from RefSeq and is a predicted model, not a curated record. NCBI's taxonomy places the organism in Eukaryota, Metazoa, Chordata, Actinopteri, Syngnathiformes, Syngnathidae.